Messenger RNA from Lytechinus pictus (painted urchin), 5577 nucleotides. Its product is annotated as A disintegrin and metalloproteinase with thrombospondin motifs 7-like. Gene Ontology annotation, molecular function: signaling receptor binding. Lineage: Eukaryota; Metazoa; Echinodermata; Echinoidea; Temnopleuroida; Toxopneustidae. The record is from RefSeq and is a predicted model, not a curated record. The transcript is spliced from 16 exons. Gene Ontology annotation, cellular component: extracellular region; cell surface. The coding region runs from base 159 to 2921 and encodes 920 amino acids. Gene Ontology annotation, biological process: anatomical structure development.
GGCGACCGUGGGCAUCGUGGUCGUCGUGCUCGAAGGAAUGUGGUGGUGGACAUCAGACUCGACGUCGAGUGUGUGUUCGAGAUGUUCCUAAUGCAUGCGAGGGAGACGCUAAACAGAAGAGAAGAUGCAACGUUUUCGAUUGUUCAGAUGAGAAAGACAUGAAGAAGAUUCUCCAUCUUGAUGACUUUCCUCCUGGUGUUCGACGAGCUCCUAGCCGGUGGACAGCUUAUAGGAUCACCCAUCAAGCCAGAACGAUUCGUGCUCCGACCAGUAGCAUCUAUGGGAAGAGCUUCCCGCAUCAGUUCGCCGUCCUCCUCACCGUCAAACCAAAAGUGACGCUCCGAAAAAACCGCGGAGUCCCAUACGCCUUGCUCUUCACUGACGCUGAUGGCAGCAUUCAAUUUGGGAUCAAACUCGCCAAGACUCCUUCGAUCGUCUACAGCCAAUUGGAUGGGACUCACAAAGAACUCAAUUUCACUGAUUAUGUUUUGGAUAGAAGCUGGCACUACAUGGCUUUUAGUGUGAACAAACAUACAGUCACGUUGAUUGCAAAUUGUAAGGAGGUGUUCACACUCAAUAUAGAUAGAAGUGAUCGAGCAAUGAUUGAUGCAACGGGUACGACUUCAAUCGGUAGUGGAUAUCGAUCAGUUAAUUAUGCAUAUUUUGAGGGUGAUAUUGAUCAACUGAUCAUCGUGAAUGACACAUCUAUAGCUGAGUUACAGUGUCUACCACAAGAAAGACGUUUUCCCGAUCUGUUAAACAUUGCAUCCACCGCGCCGCCCUCGAGUUCAGUGAAUGGUAUGGAUGCAUCUAUCGACAUCGGGCUCGUGUACGACAACCUCUUCGAUCCAUUCCUCUUUAUGGACCCAGAAACGACAACGUCAAUGCCGAUGGACACGACGUUUCCUUCGUUCUCAGAGAUGGAAGUCACUGAAGAUGAGAUGGAUGGGGCGAGUGUAUCACCGACAUCAACGCCUACGACAACUCAGAAGGUCACUCAAAAGAUCAUGACUCAAAGACCAAGGACAUCAACUCCAGCAUUGACAAAACUGACUGUCAAGCUGGACAAUGGAGCAUUUGAGAUCAAUCAGUCUAACAGCGAUGUCAUCCACGACAUCAUGGAGCCUGAAUCUGUAUCGUUUGUGUACUUCGAGGACAACAAUCAUGCAACAGUCGAACCCGUGUCUGAUGACGGUGAUCGAACUAUUCCUAGUCGUUCAGACGCCACCAUAAAUAGGGCGAAUAACUCGAAGUACUGGACGAUAACGCCGACGACGCCGACGUCCAAGCGAGGUCCGAGUGCCUACUCGCAGGUAAAGGUCCUCCCGACAACGAUCACGGAGCCACCAACACGUGCUAUGACGACACCAACAACGACCAGGAAACCAACCACUGUCCCUUCAACGACGAAAGCUACUACCACAAGAACGACAACUCCUGCAACGACAAAGCCACCAUCCACCACCACUAAUAAAGCCACAAUCACUUCAGUGUCCAAGUCAUCAACAAGAACUAUAACCACAACGUUGUCGACGACUUCAACUAUGUCUAUGAAGUCGACGUCGGAGAUGAAUGACAUUCUAGGUGAUGUAGAGGUUGAUAAUAACAGUGAAAGACCUUUAAAUGAUGGGCUGAUCCCAGCUCCCCCUGGCGAUGCUCUCUCACCCGUUGCUCCGGCCACUGUUCAACGCCCUUCUAUCUACCAACACGGUAGACCAAUCGAUGAAAAUUCAAACUGGUCGACAUGGAGUACAUGUAGUAGGACGUGUGGUACUGGUACCCGAUACAGAUUCUCAGUAUGCAGCAAGGAUUCGAACCUCCCUGAUUGCUUGAAUGGACGAGGUAUUGCAGCACAACACAAAUCUUGUCGACACAAUAAUGAUUGCAAAGGUGUUCUUCGAUGGAGCGAAUGGGGUUCGUGCACGCGUACUUGUGGUUCAGGGUUCGAGACCCGGGUGGCUAUCUGUAGAGACAUCGAUUCUCAUGAGAACUGUACCAAGGUCGGUCAAUUAAUGGUCGAGAGAAGGAUGUGUGAAGGGCUUUCGGAAUGUCCACAUUACUGUAUAGGUGGAUGUCUAAAUGGAGGAACCUGCAUGCCAGAAGGUGUAUGCCAUUGUCCUUCUGGGUAUGAAGGGAGAAUGUGCGAGAGAGAGCUUUGUCAACAUUCAUGUAAGAACGGUGGAAGAUGUGUUGGAAAGGACCAAUGCCUCUGUCCAUACGGUCAUUUACCCCCGUUUUGUGAGCCUCUUUGCAAUCCUCCGUGUCAGAAUAAUGGUCGAUGUAUUCAUCCAGGGAGAUGUAUCUGUCCGAAAGGAUAUACCGGUCCUGCAUGCAGUAAACCUAUUUGUGAGGAUGGAUGUAAGAAUGGUGGUGAGUGCAUCGCGCCAGAUCGAUGUCACUGUCGUACCGGGUACUCGGGAUCAGACUGCAGUAAACCUGAAUGUAGUCCGCCGUGCGAGAACGGUGGGGUUUGUUUACGAGCAGGAUUCUGUAAAUGUCAAACAGGUUACAGAGGAAUGCAGUGUCAAAUCGGUUAUUGCAGACGAUCAUGUUUAAAUGGCGGGAGAUGUUCAGGGCCUGAUACAUGUACAUGUCCAAGAGGGUAUACUGGUUCUUUAUGUCAACAAUCUAAAUGCCCAGAUGGUUGUCCAGGCUAUUCACAAUGUAUUGGUCCUAACAAAUGUUCAUCUUAUGGACGUCAUGUGGUGUCAUCAUCAACAUCAACAAACAGGAGACAAUGGUGUCCAUUACAGUCUUAUGUUGAGAUGUAUACUCUAACAUACAUCAAACCAGCUAUACAGAAAUACAGAGUUAGAUGUGGAGCAUAUGGAUUACAAACAUGUGAAUCAUCAAGGAUAAUAUAUCAAGUUGGUUACCGACAAAGUCGAAGGACUGCUUAUAGAUGCGCCCCCUACGGUUGAACAAAAUGGGAAGUUUUAUAAUUGAAAGUCUGGUGGUCUCGAGAUAUAAUUACUGACAUCUCUUCGGUCUCUUGUGAUCUUGCCGAUUACAGUUCUAUCAACUUGGUGACUGUUGAUGUGGUCCUACAUAGUUGAACUGAUGACUAACAUUCAUGAACUGACUCUAACUAAAAAUGGUGCUCGUUUUUAUAUUUAUAUUGUAUUUUGUGAAUAUUUUCAACUCUUGUACUGAAGACGGACGGGAUAUAACCUAUCCCGAUAUCUAUGCAAAACAUUACAUUUUUGUUGUCGGUAAUAUGAAUUGUGAAAAUGAUAAUCGACGUCUUACUAAUACCAGAAAUGUGUUUAACUAUGGUGUUUCCUUUUCUCGAAAUGGUCUGUAUUACAUGUAAUAAAUCUGAAAUGUUACAUAUUUCUUACCAAAUGUCUAACCAUAAUGCAAUUGGUCGGGUCACAUGGGCGAUAUUCAUAUUGGGAACUUUCAAAAACCCAUCAAAAUGCGAAGAUAAUUGAAGAUUGAGAUAGAUAUUGGUGCAUGUUCGUCUCUAAUUUUAAUUCAGACAGAGCAUACGUAUAUCAUUUUUUUUUCAUUCUUCAUUCCAGUGGGCUAAGUUUUGAUUUCAAUAUGUUUUACGUCAACAACGAAGUACAGUAUCCUUGGUGUAUCGUAUUAAUUUUAUUAUAUUUCGCUCAUAAAACUGAGCAGGCCAAAUAAAUAGAUAAAUAAUAACAUAAUGAUUACAAGUAUGUUUUCAUGCUGAUAUCAAAUUAAAUAUUGGGAGGGGAAUUCUGUGUUGAAUGUGUAUAAUUCGCAUUUAAUCAAGCAUUCUAAGGACUACGAAUUGAGGCAAACUAAUACUUAAUUUACAGUUUCAAAGAUAUUUGAAUUGAACUAAUUAUGUAAUUUGUAUUUAGAUUAAUAUAAAUUAUAUUAAGGGUUUAAUUCAUGUUGACUAUAAGCAUGCCAAUUAUCACAUCAGUACGUCACUCUAUAUAGUAUGUGAAUAUAAUAUUAUUGUUAUUGUAUACUGUAUGUGAUUUUUAGAAUUUGUAGUGAUCAUUUCAUAAGAGAAAUAUGUAAUCAGAGUGUCAAUCCACACUAGAUAAAUUACUUUUUACGUAUUUAUUUCUGCCCUUUCUUAAGACUUGUUUAUAAUUUUAUAAUAUAUGUUAUUUUUCAAUUUGUUUCUUUCAAAGUGGCCAUGUUUAGUUUUAUUUUAUAAAGCUGUAAUUUAUGCCUGUACUGUGCCUGCAGGGGCCUAUUGCAUAAAACUGUUGCCAUAAAAAACUUUUGGCAACCUUUGCCAGAGUUUUUUAAUGCGUAAUUUUCAAUGGCAUAAUUAUGUUUGCCAGAGUUUUUUAUGGCAAAAGUUUUAUGCAACGGGCCCCAGGUGUAGCAGAAAUUAAACAAGAGAAAUCACACAGUUUGUAGCUUUUGAUAAAAUUAGGCUAUAGAGCCACUUGUACCGACCGGGGUCUUUGGGUUUCGGCCCAUGAUCUUGGCCAUGGGAGCGUUGAUAACUCAAAAGACGUAGAUUUUUAUGGCAUAUCUAGAAGAAAUAUGUAAUGAAUUGGAAUACAGUUCAAAUUAGAGAUUGUGUUUGCAAAUUCCUCCCAAUCUUAAUAGGAAAAUCAAUUUCAACAUUUUUACUUUCAUUGAAAAUUUUUGCUACUUUUUCUGUAUAAUCAUGCAUCAUUCAAAUUCUGACUACUAGUAUUAUCUGAUUAUGGCGCAAUUUAUGUGAGCUACUUUAAAUCAACAGAUUUGGGUUUAAUAUCACUAUGCAAAACUAGUGUAAUGACUAUGACGAGAGUUGAUUAUUUUUAUCAUGUGAAAUAAUCUGAUCAUACUAUAAUCAGACUUACAUUAUAAAAUCGAAUACUAUUAUUUGAAUUAGGCUGAAACAUAUCAUUUCUUCACCCUCCUUACUAAAACAGAACAGGUGGGUCCAAUUUCCUGUAAUUACCUGAACUUUAUAGUAAACUUCAACUACUGUGUUUGUUAAUGAUUGAUUAUAAUUUACAGUAUAUCAUAUAGAGGUUGAAUAUUACAUAUAAUACUACUUAGAUCAUACAAAAUAUGUUAGAUUGCUGAUGGAAGGCUAUCGUAGAUUAUAUAUGUAUAAAGUUGGUGUUAUUGUUAGGAAUCAAAUAAUAAACUGGAUGUUUAUGGUUCGUUUAUUCAAAAUUAUAAUUUGUUUUAUACUUUAGCUCAUCUUUUAUUUUUAACAAUUUGUUCACAAGUUUUUAUUUUAGUAGUAAUUUGGCUGUACUCAUUACGAGCUCUUUUUAAAAGAGACAAACAAGAAGUGUCUUUUUCCUUCUCUGAUAUCAUUUCAGUAUUAUUGUUAAUGCUGCUAUUUCUGCAUAAUGUUACUAAUUCAACUACAACUAUUAUUAAUUUUGUAAAUCGGUACAAUUAUGAUUUAGUAAAUCGAAAUAACUGCUUCAAUCAAACUUAUUUAUCAGUCCGUUUUGUGAAAUAUGGUGCUGGAAUAUUAGACCACGGUCCUCGAAUUGUGUGUAACAUUUACGACAAAUAUUCGUGUGUAAUUUUUAACAUUGCAAAUUGUUCUGUGUAAUACUUUUUUUGUACACUCGCUUUUCAUGAUGAAAUGAAAUAAAAACGCAUUUUGUGAGAAUGUGUAUUAACUAA